Gadus macrocephalus (Pacific cod) is the source of this 6146-nucleotide messenger RNA. RefSeq names its product solute carrier family 1 member 2b (gene slc1a2b). Gene Ontology annotation, molecular function: L-glutamate transmembrane transporter activity; glutamate:sodium symporter activity; neutral L-amino acid transmembrane transporter activity. The transcript has 11 exons. Bases 297 to 1988 code for a protein of 563 amino acids. The record is from RefSeq and is a predicted model, not a curated record. NCBI's taxonomy places the organism in Eukaryota, Metazoa, Chordata, Actinopteri, Gadiformes, Gadidae. Gene Ontology annotation, biological process: L-glutamate transmembrane transport. Gene Ontology annotation, cellular component: plasma membrane.
GGGAGGGGAGGAGAGCGCAAAGGAGCGAGGUGAGCCACGAUCUGCUCAUUCAGUUGGACUGAUGAGCGCAGAGCUCACGGACUAUCAAGAGGAACCAAGAAGCGAUCCUAACCUGGACCCGGUGCGUACUCCUCUACCAGAGCCUCUCCACAACAAGCCGAUGCCAUAGACCUGACCGGGGAUCAACCAGGGAACCACCAGGGAUCAACCAGGGAACCGCCAGGAUCAACCAGGGACCCGCACACCAAAGUCAUUUCAGCCAGCAGCUCAGUGUCUGUCAGCAGAGUUCCAACAACAUGCCGAAGCAAGUGGAGGUGAGGAUGCACGAGAGCCAGCUGGAGCCCGUGGAAGCCCGGCCUCAGAACAAAUGUGCCAAAAUAUGCGCCGCUUUGUCGAAGAACCUGCUGCUCACCCUCACCGUCCUGGGUGUGGUCAUGGGCGCGGUCUCGGGGAUGCUGCUCCGAGUGGCCUCCCCCAUCCACCCAGACAUCAUCAUGGUGAUCGCCUUCCCCGGAGACAUCCUCAUGAGAAUGUUGAAGAUGUUGAUUCUGCCGCUCAUCAUCUCCAGUCUGAUCACAGGACUCGCUGGCCUGGAUGCCAAAUCGAGUGGUCGCUUGGGCUCCAGAGCCAUGGUGUACUACAUGUCCACCACCAUCAUCGCGGCCAUCCUGGGAGUCAUCCUGGUAAUCGUGAUCCACCCCGGCGACCCUAAGCUAAAGGAGAACCUGGGAGAGGGCAUUAAGAACGACGACGUCUCCAGCUUGGACGCCGCCUUCGACCUGAUCAGGAACCUGUUUCCGGAGAACCUGGUGCAGGCCUGCUUCCAGCAGAUCCAGACGGUCACAACGAAGGUGGAGGUGAUUGUGGAGGAGGCCGUCAAUGCCACCAGUGUCGAUGGUUUGGUGGCAAACAUCACCAAGGAGCCUCAGAUCUUAAUCAAGAGGGCCCUGCAGUACAAAAGCGGCAUGAAUGUCCUGGGUCUUAUCGGUUUCUUUAUCGCUUUCGGCAUCUGCAUGGGCAAGAUGGGCGAGCGAGCCAAGCUCAUGCUGGAGUUCUUCAACAUCCUCAACGAGAUCGUGAUGAAAAUCGUCAUCAUGAUCAUGUGGUACUCUCCCUUCGGUAUCGCCUGUCUGAUCUGCGGUAAGAUCAUCUCCAUCGACGACCUGGAGACGGUUGCCCGGCAGCUGGGGAUGUACAUGGUCACCGUCAUCAUCGGACUCCUCAUCCACGGAGCCAUCUUCCUGCCCGGAAUCUACUUCGCCAUCGUCAGGAAGAACCCCUUCACCUUCUUCAUGGGCAUCUUCCAAGCUUGGAUCACAGCCCUGGGAACCGCUUCCAGCGCUGGCACGCUGCCCGUUACCUUCCGCUGUCUGGAGGAGAACCUGGGAAUCGACAAGAGAGUGACCCGUUUCGUGCUGCCCGUGGGCGCCACCAUCAACAUGGACGGAACCGCGCUGUACGAGGCCGUGGCCGCCAUCUUCAUCGCCCAGAUGAACGGCAUCUACCUGGACCCUGGCCAGAUCAUCACCGUCAGUCUGACCGCCACCUUGGCAAGUGUUGGAGCUGCCAGUAUCCCCAGUGCUGGACUGGUGACCAUGCUCUUGAUCCUGACCGCCGUUGGCCUGCCCACCCAAGACAUCAGUUUGCUGGUUGCUGUGGACUGGCUGCUGGACAGAUUCAGGACCUCAGUGAACGUGAUGGGAGAUUCCUACGGAGCCGCCAUCGUCUACCAUCUGUCCAAGGCUGAGCUGGACGAGCUGGACGCAAACACGGCCAAAAGCGACGACAUCGAAAUGUCGAAGACCCAGUCUUCUUAUUACGACGACAUCAAGAACCACCAGGAGAAUAACUCCAACCAGUGCGUCCUAAGUGCGACCGCCACCACCUCCGCUAACAAUACCGUCGUAGUAGAUGAGUGCAAGGUAACCUCGGCCACUAACGGCUCUGCGGCGGAAUGCAUACUUGUUGAAGAGGAGAAACAAGAAUAAUGGCAGCGCCAACAUCCCCCUGCAUCUGGGCUCCACAGGCUUUCUGACCCGGUGAAAACAGAGUGAAACCGAAAUGUCACACGAACAGAACUACUAAUUUUCCUUUUGAUGUUUUUUUUUUUGUACGUCCCUUUUAUAAUAUUUUUUCUAGCUGUCUUAUCUGACUGAUAUCUAUCUGAACUAAUACUCAUUCACAUGACUGUGAAGUAAUAAUUAUGACAGUUGUAUUUGAACCUGUUAGCGUACUGUAGUGUGCUACGUAGCAAACACUGAGACAACAUGCUUCAAGGCUCGGGGAAAGGAAAAUUAAAAAGGAAAAUACAAGAUACAGAAAGCACAGUUUUAGGAAUUUGUUGUAGUUACCGUUGGACCCUCUAACAAAGCUUUUAGAAAACUGAUAAUGAGCAGUGGGUAAACGAUCAAGACAAAGCAAAGGUUCGACAUAAGGGAUGGGACCGAAUAUUAUUUUUAAUGCGGGCAGCUCAGUGGACAAAGAGGAAGUUUGAACAUCGCCGAUGUGAGGCAGAGGGAGGGUUCGAUCCGCUUUCAGGUCGUUUUCUACACGCAGACCCCUUUAUCUUACACGCUAACCUCCUAAAGCUCGUCCGGUGGGGCCCCCUCUAGUCCAGAGAAAAUGGCAGACGGGGGAAGUACCUAAAGCCUUGAGAAAGAAUCAGUUACUGAAGCACACAUACGGUGGAAGUGCCGAGCACAACCCGCACCUCAGAGACCUCGCUACGCCACACUUCAAUGUCCAUUUCCUGUGUGUCGGCGGGGUUCCCUUACCCCGCCGUGACUCUGUGUGUGUGUGUGUGUUGCAUGAGGAUGUUCAGUGUGUGUGUGUGUGUGUGUGUGUGUGUGUGUGUGUGUGUGUGUGUGUGUGUGUGUCUUUGAGAAGGAGAGUGUUUGUCUGUGUGCACAGAUGUGUGUGUGUGAAAGGUCAAGGUAGCGAGAGUGAUAGCUGGUGAUUGAGACGUGAGAUAUGAGGACCAAACUAUAAAAAAUACAGCCCACUAUGAGGACCAAAAAUGAGGACCAAAAUAGACAACGCAAAUUGAAGAUGUGAUUGAUAGCAAUUCAUAAAUGUUCGACCCACACUAAUCAGUAAUAAUUCCCCCGAAAUAAAACUAAAACCUAAAAAUGGAAAAAAAAUUGCUGUCCAAUUAAGCACAAAUUUGACAAUGACUUAUUUUUCGAACCAAUGAUUUUAAAUUAAACUCAAUAAAUGAUGAUGAAGCACAAAAAAUGUGUCACGCCUUUUAAACACAUAAUAAAGAAAUGAAGCACAACAAUGAAGAAUAGCACAAAUGGUAUAGAGGGGCUUAAGAGAAUUGGAAGUGGCGACUCAACUAAACGUUGGCUCUGUUAGCCUCGCGGGUGUCCUUGCAUAAAAUGAUUAUUAGGAACAGGAGGGUCCACAGCUACACAGGCUUUGGUUGGCAAGGGAGAAGUGGAGCCUUUACUCAUUCAGUGUUACGGCGCUCUCCAAACAGAGACUGGCUCUCCUUCGGCGGACAGGUUUACAAUGUGCCAGUAUAGGAAAUCAUCAGUUUUACCAGAGGUUAUAAAAAGCACACACAAUGUCUUAAUUUACAUUCCAGUGGUCGCACAGCCACCUUAUAUACGCUACCAUGUUUACAACGACAACAACCACAAAGCACAAAUGCUAAUCUAAUUAAAGCAUGUAACGAUUAAGACCAUGUACAAGCAUAUCAUAUAUAUCAUGUGGAUCUCGUGGCUCCCACGCUAAGAGCAUACCGUCAACAUAACACACACACGACAUCCUUCUCAGUGACAUCCACAUGUCUCCUCCGCACCACGACCUAACGUCCCUCAAUGCGCCAUCCUACUGCCUGAGAGCUACAGACUGUUUACACCAAACCCUAUAGAUGCUGCAGUCACCCCGACCACACACCCAUAGACACAUUCCAUCAAGCCACAGAUCAUCUGAAUCCCCAGCCGUGCCAACUAUCAGGUAUUCUUAUGAAUAUCGAUAUAAUAUUUAUCUUUCAAAUAAAUCCUUUCACAGAUGCAAAUGAACAAGGCUUCUGAAUAACUACAAACAGACGUAUACAAGGCCAUCUGGCUUUCAGUCUUUGCAGCCUGUGAGUGUGCGUGAGUGUGUGUGUGUGAGAGAAAGAUAGAGAGAGAUGCUCUGUGCCAACAGUGUUAUAUGUACGCGUGCCGUGUGCUCUCCUCGUUUGUCGUUGUCCGCGGUUACGCUUAUCGACCACCUGGCCUUGAAGAUGUUGUUUUAUUCACCGCUGACUCCAGACCAGCUCCGGUAACACCCCCCACCCCCACCCCCCCUUAACAAGAAAAAUAGACAAAAACAAAAAAGCAGACAUACUUUUACAUCCAUUGCUUCUAGGGUAGACCCCCCCUGUAGAGGCCAUUGGUGAUAUGACCCCCCCACCUUAUAGAAGAGAGACCCCAUGUCCCUAGAUAUAAACACUGACAAAAACACCCGCUCACACGUGAGUGGUCAUCAAACAAAUUGAACCACGUGCUGACAUCUCAAUUGGCCUUUUGAGCCACUCCCCCUGAAACCGUGAUGCUGGGGUGAGGGAGGGGGGGAGUGCAGACCAUAUUGUCACCUGGGGGGGGGGGGGGGGGGGGGGGCUGGGUUUGAGUGACCGAUUUUCGGUUCUCGGUUUAAGAAGAAGCAUUUAAAGAAGUGAUGUUUUCUGGGGUUUUUUGCACCACUAUUAUCGAGAAAAGAACAGCAUGUUUUUUUUCUAAGUGCCUGCCGGCACUGUGUGUACAUAUUGUAGGUAACACAUGGACUUGGUUCUGUUUGGUUUGUUUCUUCUGGGGGCAUUGGAAUAUUACGUAGGACUAUAGAGCAUCAUUUCCGUGACAUAUUUUAAUGUAAUCCUUUUUAGAUAAAUAUCCAUGUCCUGAAUUAAAUUAGAUUAGAUCAAAAUGUAUAGCGAAAGGAACAUGGAAUAAAGUGCUUGGUUUCUAUUUUAUUUUAAUUUUUUCCCUAAUAGCUGUUUACUAGUCGUCUCACUUACAUGUCACAAAUACAUAUAUAUAAAUAUCUUUUUUUGUAUCUAAUGUAAGCGUUUUGAAUGUUUGUUCUAUGACGAUAUAAACUGUGUGCAUUCAUUUACACUGUACAUAAAUAAAUAUAUAAUUGUUCUGUUCAGUGGCAACGCAGAAUGUCUACGGAAUUUACAAUGAUCUCGCGGCAAACCUUGUGUGUGAUGAGAGGUAAAGAUGGAGAGAGAGAGAGAGGAAGAGUGAACUAAACAGACGGAGAGUUGGGGGGGGGGUUAAGUUUAGAGUUGGUGGGUGUAUUUUGGAUAUCCUACUGGUGACAGGAUCGUCACUGGGCCACAGAUGGCUGGGGAGGGGAGGAAAAAACCAGUAUAAGAAAUCGCCUCGCAUGUGGGAUAGAAUGAUGAAUCAAGCCAAGCCUAGUUAGACGUUUAUAACUACUAAACGAAAAACAUCCAAUGUGUUGAAAUGCCUUCGGUAGCUAAUGCCUGUUACCAUAUACUCUUACAUUCCUCAGGUGAAAAGUCUCAUUUUCAUCUUUGUGAUACACAUUCCAGAGAGCUCCCCUUUUGGUCGUCUAAUUAGGGCGUUAAUGAGCUCAGUGCGUGCUCUGUUUGAAGUGUUCAAGAGGGACAGAAUUGAUUUGUGCACAUAACAGUUUAUAGAUUGGUAUGAUGGCACCAAAUUAAACCUGGACUCUACCAAACACUCCAGGAGUCACUCAAUCCAUAUAAAGCACACUACGUAGUACUUAUAUUCUAAAUAGCACAACGAUACCAAGCACGCACAAAUGUAAUCAUGUGAUGACUGCAAGGUAUACUUGAUAAAAGACAGUGGAUUGGCAUGACAUUUAAACAAAUAUGUGUGUCCAGUGUAUGUUUGAGCCUGUUUUCUACAAAGUGUCUGUAUUUUGAAAAACUCCUUGCUUAUUUCAAUUUUUCUAGAACGUCCAUCCGUAAUUUUGAUGUGAAGCCAGACAGACUGGCUGACUGUGUGAAGACAGACGGGGACUCAGUGUAAAAAAAAAUACAAAUACAAAUGAAAAAAACAUUCCUUCCCCCCAAACCUUAAAUUAAAUGUUCAGACAUAUCAUUAAAUGUUGUACCUUUGGUGUACAUAUACAAAUAUAACUAAUAAAUGUUGAUUCAUAACUAA